Messenger RNA from Ostrea edulis (European flat oyster), 9887 nucleotides. Its product is annotated as serine/threonine-protein kinase WNK1-like. Gene Ontology annotation, cellular component: cytoplasm. Gene Ontology annotation, molecular function: ATP binding; potassium channel inhibitor activity; protein serine/threonine kinase activity. Lineage: Eukaryota; Metazoa; Mollusca; Bivalvia; Ostreida; Ostreidae. Gene Ontology annotation, biological process: positive regulation of potassium ion import across plasma membrane; negative regulation of sodium ion transport; protein phosphorylation. Bases 768 to 7496 code for a protein of 2242 amino acids. The record is from RefSeq and is a predicted model, not a curated record. The transcript is spliced from 18 exons.
AUCCGUGCGCCAACUAUGUGCGUUCUAAGGUUGAGUCGUCGCCAUUGAAAAGGCUGUGAUUGUACAGUGGAACAUCCAGGAAAGAAAAUUGACUGCAAAGAUGUGGAUUUAUAUAUAAAAUAGAACGUUUGAGUGUCCGACAUGGAUGUUUCAUCCAUCGGAUAUCUUAUUGUUUCAUGGAAAUAAUAAUAGACAGUUACUUUAGAAGGGGACUGAGAAAAUAUACGCUCAGUGCACUGGAAACAAAUCAUUCCUGUUAAGUCUGGCUUGUGGAAUGCUGUCGUUCAAUAAGUGGUCAUGAUUAAUAUUAAGCAUGACGAGUGAAGUGGAGUUUACGAAUCCUCAAAAGUGGAUGAAUAUUUCUUUCACCGAAGCAGGAUUUUUUACUUGCGUUUUAAUCCAAAAUCUAAGGUCGAUCGAUUUGAUUGAACAUAAUCGUCGACCUUGUUUAGGUUUUGGAAGUAGGUCAGACAUCCAAUUAUUCUCGUGUUUAUAUGUAUAGCAGGACACGUAAUAAGUGUAUAGUGUGCGGAUUUACUCAGAUACAGCGAAAUAGGAUAGUACUUUAAAGAUUCAGGUAGUUUGUAGAUAACAGUAUUGUUGUUUACAGUAUUAUUGUAUAAAAGCGUGAUUGGAGUGACAUAAUGAAGUAUUGCCAUUUUAAAUUUGUAGCUGUACUUUAAACCUGCACUAGAGCUAGACACUCACUGGUCAGAUUUAAAGUAACAGAACUUGAAAAUUUGACACAAGUUUGUCAUCUUGUAAUCAUGAGUAAGACUGUCCACUCAAGUGUAAAUGGAGACGUUUCUCAUACUACAGAUGAAAAUGUUACUGAGUUACAGAAAAAACCACUGAAACAUCAAGGACUAUCUGCUGCAAGCAAAAUCAGCAAAAGAACAAGUAAUGAAAUGGGACAGAGAAAUACACAUCGUAGGAUAUCUGACAGAAGUUUGGGUGAAAGGCAAUCUCCUGAUCAUGUCUCAAAAGUAAGCGCAAAGAAUAUGCGCUACACAGGUCUUGGGAAGCAAAGGAAAUGUAUAUCUGAUGAUUGGACUGCCAAAGUUCAAGCAUUAAAUGGAAGUGAAAGAGAGAAAUUUUUAUCCACAGGAAAGAACAAGAGUUUAGGAGUGAAAAAAGACAGAGACAGGUCAGCUAGUAUACCAUCGUGUUCAACAGACAGUGCAAUGUCUGUGUCUCUAAAGGACAAUGAAAAGGAGAAAACAUUUGAUAAAGAUUCCAUUGGUAAAGAUUCCAACAAUGUAGAUGGUAGUUCAAACAUUGUUAAUAAUAAUUCUGAUGAAUCAAGACCAGAUCCAAAAAGUGUUCAAAAGCCAGACAGUGAAAAAAUCAAGCACAAAUUUCAAGUCAUUCCAAGAUCACGGAGAUCUGUUACAAUUGAUAAAACUACAACUGUGAUAAGACCUGAUGGAAAUAAAGAAAAAUCAGCAGUGCAAAAUGAAGAACCUGUUGCAACAAUUGACAGUGCUUUGGGUAAAAGUGUUGAUUCCAAAGACACUGAGGAACGAGACUUGUCACAGGAGGGAAAUUCUGAAUUUGAUGGUGCUACGGAAAAGAAAGAAACAGGUGAUGAUGGAGUGAAAAAAGACGAUGAAAAUGAUGAGAAAGCUGUGGCCACAUCACCAGAUGGGAGAUUUCUUAAGUUUGAUGUAGAAAUUGGUAGAGGAUCAUUUAAAACAGUUUACAAAGGCUUAGAUACUGAAACCGGUGUAGCAGUAGCCUGGUGUGAACUACAGGAUAAAAAAUGGAACAAGAGUGAGAGACAACGAUUUCGUGAAGAAGCUGAGAUGUUGAAGGAGUUACAACAUCCAAAUAUUGUGAGAUUCUAUGAUUCCUGGGAAGAGCCUAACAUGAGAAACAGAAAAAUUAUCGUGUUGGUCACAGAGCUUAUGACAUCUGGAACACUCAAAACUUACAUCAAGAGGUUUAAGAAGAUAAAUGCCAAAGUAUUGAAAAGUUGGUGUAAGCAGAUCUUGAAGGGUCUGUGUUACCUACAUACCAGGGACCCACCUGUGAUACACAGGGACCUGAAGUGUGACAACAUCUUCAUCACAGGGACAACUGGAUCUGUCAAGAUAGGAGAUCUGGGGUUGGCCACACUCAAAAACAAAUCUUUUGCUAAGAGUGUUAUAGGUACGCCGGAGUUCAUGGCCCCGGAAAUGUACGAGGAACAUUACGAUGAAUCAGUGGAUGUUUACGCUUUUGGGAUGUGCAUGUUGGAAAUGGCUACAUCUGAGUAUCCGUACAAGGAAUGUCAUAAUGCCGCUCAGAUUUACAGGAGAGUGACAACAGGUGUCAGACCAGAAGCUUUUGAGAAGCUUGAAAAUGAAGAAAUUAAAAAGAUCAUUGACAGUUGCAUCCAGACGAACAGACAAGACAGACCUUCAGCCAAAACUUUGCUGCAGCUGGAUUUCUUCACAGAGGACACCGGUGUGAUUGUGGAGGUAGCAAACAGGGAGGAUGGGGAAGCUCUUCCAAACAUCAUGGCUCUUCGUCUCCGAGUUGUUGACCCGAAGAAACGGAGGGACAAACAUAAAGAAAAUGAGGCCAUACAGUUCGAAUUUGAUCUCAAUAAUGAUCAAGCUGAAGAUGUGGCUUUAGAAAUGGUUAAGUCAGGGUUUUUACUAGAAGAAGAUGUGAAGACUGUCACACGACAGAUCAAAGACAAAACCCAGCCCAUUAGGGCAUUGAGGAUGGCCAAAGCUGCAGAAGGCGUGGCAAACAAUACGUCAGAAACCAGCAUGGCCCACUCAGUCAGUCAAUCCUCUAUCCCACAGCAAUCACAGGAACAAUCUAGUCAACCUCCACCACAGCAUCAGCAAGGACAGACUUCGCCCGGUCAAACAAUUGAAGUUCAGACAGUCCAGCAACAACCAUCACAGCAAACACAGUCAGCACAAGGUCCUGAGCCAACCCCUCAAGUACAACAAAUCCAGUCGUCAGGUAGUCUGGAAGACACGCAAGCAUCAGUACCUGCAGCUGUCCCCAGAGAGGUUGUGGAAGGUCUUAUGGAUGGACAUCAGCUCAAGAAGGAAAGAUCUGAUAGUAUUUGUUCCACCUCAAGUGUGGGCCAAGGUGUGGCACAGGGUACCAGUCAGCAAAAACAACUAAGUCAGGUAGUCAUGGUGAAAGACGUUCCUUUCCCAAUGUUAAAGAAAGUUGCAAGUGUCCCAACUCGAUUACACAAGCAGGGUUCAAGUCUAGAACAGCUGAACAUAGCAGCUGCCCAACAGCAGCAGCAGAAACAACCAUCAGGCACAGGGACACCGAAGGCUAAUUCCUCGCUAUCUAGUGGUCCGUCACAAACCAGCCUAGGUUCUAAUCUGUCACUGAGCGGUGCAGUACUACAGGAUCAGGACCAGAGUAACAGAGAAAGUGAAAAUGAGUCAGUUGCUGCUAAAACUGAGGAGAAGAAGAAGAGGGUGAGAGUCAAAAGGAGGAAGACUCUCGAGAAGAAUCCACGCCUGACCAUACUUAGUUACGAGAAUGAGUCUGGGGAAGUGGAGUGUCGACUGGAAAUCUCCAACAAAAACAACAUUACCUUUAAGUUCUCGCUAGAGAAUGAUAAACCCCAAGAAAUAGCUGAAAGCUUGGUUCAGGAAGAUUUGCUGCCUGAAGCUCAAUCGGGUAUGGUGAUUCAGCUGCUGAUGGAGGUGGACCAUAUGGUGAAAGAGAACCCUGAAACGGCUGUCGCAACCAUCCUUAGUUGUAACACGAACACGCCAACAUCCAGUCCCUGUACUGUCAGGAGGAUACAUCCAGCAGCUCUCGAUUCUGAGGCCGUCAAGGCCAUUAAACGAGGGCAUAAAGGAAAACGUCACUCUUCUCACAAGAGACUACACUUUGACACGGAUGGAGACAGUGGACAAGCCUCUGACGACAGUAGGAAUGAAAUGGGAGUUUUGGAUGGGGUUGAUGGACAUGUACAAAUGAGAGAGAAAAAGUCAGAAUCUCGAGUUAUUGAAAGCAAAAAAAGAAGUUUCAUUGUCAGCAAAGUCCUAGAGCCAAGGAUCCUUGAAUCUAAAAUAUCUGAAGACGAUAAUGAAGAGCACACCAACAUUUCUGAUAAUUACAUUUCCCCAGAAAACACACAAAGUUCUUUGCCCUCGUCCAGUCAAACAACGACACAGCACACUAGUGGUGUGAUAGAUAGUGAUCCAGGAACUGGUACAGAUUCUGAUAAAUCCGUUUCCAGAAGAGCCAAUGUCCCUGUAGACCUUUCAGCUUUACAGGAGCAACUUCACCAGCUGACUCAUGCUACCGGUACUCAGCAAGCUGUACAAACUGAUGUUCCAGCAGAAAAAGGAUCUCCAGUUGUUCCAGCUCAAACAGCUACAGGUAUUUCAGAAAUUCGGCCUCAAGUUGUGGAUGAUCCGUCUGCUCCUACAGACACUAUUCAUAAGAGACAUCCUAGUGUUGAAAGUUUGCAAGGACAACAGCAAGCCCAACAGAAAAUAGCUCAGCCUGCACCACAGCAGACCAGUCAAACAGCUCAGACACAAAUCAUACCACAACAGCAACCAGUGCAACAACAGCAACAAUCAAAGCCACAACUUCAGCAACAGACUCUCCAACAACAGCCUGUGCAACAACAGCCAGUGCAACAUCAACAACCCCCAGUCCAACAACUUGCACAACACCAACAAACAGCUCAGCAGUCAUUGCAGCAAACAACAGUGCAACACCAACAACCAACAGGGCAACAGACUGUGCAACAACAGCAAGGUCAACGCAUCCAGCAACAGAUGCCACCACCUGCUCAAUCACAGCCGCAACCCAAACAACUCGAUGAAACUGUUCCCCCUGUUUCUCAACACCAAAUUCCUCCAGCCCAAAUUGACCCUCUCUCAAGCAGUCAGCAUAUGGAUCCGAGUCUUAAUCCAAGUCAGUCUGUCCCUGCAAAUUUAUCAAAUAUUGUGCCCAUUACGCAUCCCCAGAAUAUUUCUGGUCAACAGCAACAACCAGUUCAGGCACAGAUGUAUCCCAAAAUGCCGAUGAUGAUGCCCCCCAUGCCCCCCCUGGACCCCAUGUAUCAGUUACAGAUGCAAUAUUACAAUAACUACAUGUGGUACAUGUCUUUUCUCCAACAAGCCCACUCUCAACAACCACCCCCACAACAAGCUCCACAGAUGUUCAUGCAGCCUAAUCCGGCUAAUUGGAUGUUUCCUGGACCUUUCUAUCAUACAGUGACAGGGGCAACAACACAAUCGCAACAGCACCAGCAGAUCCCACCCUCCAUGAUGGUCGAUCAGCCUGUGGCAUCUGGAUCCUCCCAUCCUCCGUCUCCCACAAUGUCCAGGAGGCGUGACCAAGACAACCAGAGUAAAGCUCCUAGUAACACUGACCAGCAGGCUGGACCCAAGAAAGCAGACAUAACAAAUCUUCAGAAACUGGAUCAGGAACUCAUGAAGCUCCGAACGGUUGGUCCCAGAAGGGAGAAGAAUGUGGGAGGGGCAGAGGUAUGCCCCUCUGGAAGUGACAGUCAGACUGCACAAAAUGCAGGACCCGGUGGCUUAGAAUCUGGGUCUGUAACCCCUAGUGUCUCACUUGAAAGUCUCAAAAAUGAAGAAAUGAAGAAAGUCCCAUCAGAAGUGUCUCAAGAGAAUGGCUCAAAGAAAAGAUUUUUAGUGAGUGCUGUGAAAGAUGAUCCAUUAAUUAGUAGAUCUGUGUCUGAUGAGGCUACUCCUACUGCAGACGAGAGCAAAACUCUGACAGAAAUUUCAGAAGACGUGAAACAGACAUUGCAGGACAUUGUCGAGAAAGUGUCAAAUGAUAAACAAAAGAGACAGGAGACAAGCCAGAAAGGCCGUUUCCAAGUGACACCUGUUCAAGCCACAACAGAAAACGUAGUUGCUAGUCCUAACAAUAUUGACAAUGAAAAUGUACUAGGUGAAGGGGCUAGCACAGAUAAUCCAGAAUGUGUAUCAUCCCAGCUUGCUAGCAGCACUGUAAGUAACAUGCUCACAAAGCUGUCUCCCUACUCUUCUAAGCUUUCAGAACCAUCACCUUUGAAAAAUCCUCUCGUCAGUAAGGUUAAAUUUGAUGAACAGCCCAAAUUUGUCUUUACCCCGGAACAUACUCAACAAUACUCAAACAUGUUGCCUUAUAGACGGAGGUUAAAGUCCACGGGGAGCUAUGAUUUUUCACAUGAUUGUGAACAGUGUGGGGGUUAUUUCAAAGGUGGUGGUUCUUUCAUUGCUAACAAAAAGGCACAUGGUAUGCAUGUGCAUGUGCCUAAAGUAAGUUUUGAGUUUUCCCCUGGGGAAAGUUGCUUUGAUGAGGAAUGUAGGGCAGUAGAAACUGGGAGUCAGACCUCUCCAGCCUUGAUGGUUGUAGAUUUUUGGAAGUCAAGAGUCCCCAGAUUUCGUAAAAAGUCGCCCAAGAUGGAAGAGUCGUCUGAAAUAGACAAUGAGGUUCAAACAGUGAAAGAGGUGGAUGAGGAUGAAGAGGUCUUGGAACAUCUGCCAGAGAUGCAGGACAAGGCUGAACUUCAUGACUUUGAGGGAAGGGAGGAAUCCAAACCUCAAGUCUGGUGGCAUGAUGAUCCGGAAUAUCAAGAGAUGCUGAUGAGACAUGAAGAGGAAAGGAAGUCGUUGAACUUCAAACAACAAAGAGAAGUCCAGGCCUUCAUGAAGAAGAAAGGCUUGCCUGUUCCUCCCAUCCCACCCCCUGCGCCCCCUCCUCCGCUACAGAUGAGGGGUCCAGACCAUGCCAGUAUGUUGAGUCCCCAGAUGCAGUCACUUCAGUCUUCUCUGCAACAGUUAGGAAGGUUACACAUCACUGGAAAACUCAUGCCAAGUCUCACAAAACAGAACAAACCUACAUGUGCCAAUGUGGGAGAUGUGACAAAGUUAAGUGAGGAUAGUAUUUUGUCAAAAGAACUCAAGACAUCCAUGACAGAUCUUCAUGGAGAGAAAAAUUCUGACUCUGUUUCGGGUACAAGUGGACUUUCGCAGAGGGAGUUGAGUCAGAGUGGGGGGAAAUCAGAAGAUGUGACUGUGAUGUCUGACGUUUGUUCUGUGCAAAAUGUCAAAGCCGACUGUGAUACAGCAGACUCCAUGAAAAAUAGCUUCAACCAAAGCAGUAGGAAAUCAAGUGUUGAUUACUCGGUAUCUCCAGAAGCCGAGCAGCGUGGGCAACAGAUGAACUUAGUGCAGAAUCCUGCAACUGAUCAGCCAUUACAAGUUAUUACAAGUCGGCAACCAAUGUUUAACAAUCACCCUUACCCAUAUAGCUUUCCUUACACUAAUCCGACUUCUACACCUUAUGCACAGGCAGGCUUUGGUAGCCAUGGAUACUUCUACCCACAGUUCCUUCCGCCCAAUGUUGGCAUGAUGCCCAGCGGUCAGAGUGGUGUAGUAACACCAUCUGGAAUGCCUCCUGUAACAACUACGGCCCAAGUGAUGGUGGCAGAUUCCAACACUGUGCCUGCUUAUCUACCAGUCAACACUUCAUCAUUAUCACCGCCGCAACCUUGAACAACAUUAGCCAAAUGUCUUUCAUAACAUUGUUCCAUCAUUAAUUGAUACAAAGUACAUGUAAGGUUUCUUGGUUUCUGAAUGUAGCUGUAGUUCAUUGAGGAUAAAAACAUGGAUUAAUCAUUGCUGUAUCAAUAGAAAUGUUUUACCCUGGUGAUAUGGGAACAAACUGAACUAAACCUCAUUCAGAUCAUGGGUGAAUGGAUGUCAUAGUUUUUGUGUGUGUUUUUGUAUUCACAUUCAAACUGUGUGCAAGUUGUAUGGUCUGAAAUGUAGUUAAUGGAUUGUACAUGUAUGUAUUACUUAACAUUAAAAUAAUGUAUGUAUAAAAUAUCUUUAAUUUAUCAUAUUGAAAUAUGUGUGUAUGCUUGUUAAGAAGUUGUACAGUCAAAAUUGCUAUAGAGUAUUUAAAAGAAAUACAUGUAUUAUUUAAACACACACACACAAAAAAAAGCUUCGACUGUGCAAUUUAUGUCCAUAAUCUACUACAUGCUGUACAUUGUCAAUUGAGGAAAAAAGGUGCAAACUGUCCAUAACAGUAUUGUAUUGAAAAGAAUUGGGUUCAGCAUUGUGAUUUUCUUAAAUGAUUGCCAUGCAAUCGAAAUAAUUGAUGUCCAGAUUAUUAGUUUAAUAUUUUCUUUUUCAUGUACAGACACAUGUACAGUAGAAUGCACUGUGGAGUUUUGUCCUGUGGAAAACGUUUUUUUUCUCACCUUUUUUUUUUAUCAAGACGCAGUAAGGUUGAUGUUCUUAGAAUGGACAUUGGGUUUCACUGGCAAAGUUCAUCUCUUGCCAGAAUAUUGUACAUAGGUAUGGCUCUGGUACGAAGGGUGCGUUGCAAAAGGUUUUGAGAUUCUAAUACAAAUUUUUGUAAGCACCAAAUCAUCUGCUUUCAGUAGUCUGUUUGAAGGCCUAUAUUGUUGUCAUUGGUUUGGUUUUUAUGAUUACAAAAAAAUUAUUAUAUUUAUAUAAAAGCAUAAUGUAUAUCAAACUAUCAAAAUUUAAAUCGUGCAAACUAUUGUCCACAGUUUAUAGAUUGCAGCUUGGAAAUUUUGUCUUCUAUGAAAAUUUUACAUUUUGUACGUGCAACUUGUAACAUCUCAAAAUUCAAGUUAUAAUUAAAAAUUGCAUGCAUGACUAAAACAAGAACAAAAACAAAAAAAAACCCCAAAAAAAAUUGUUGGAUUUAUGCAUUUCAGGUGUUUGAUUUUAGGCAUUAACAUAAAGUGUAUUUUUACUGUUUAAAACUUGCCACAAUGAAAUUAACCUUUGGCUACUAAUGCUGAAUUUCAGUAUCCCUGUACACCUUUGUGCAUUAGGGUGUCUGUAAGGAAUUGACUGAGUUUUUUAAAAACAUGAUUUCUGAACAAAAACACUUUCAAUGUUACCAUGGAAAAUUGAUGGAAAAGGAAGGUCAAAUGGUUGAUGUCACUGAAUAGAGGUUCAAGAAAGUAUACCUCUGAUAGUAAGCAUCAUUUGCGUAACAAAUUUUCAAGUAAAUUACACCAAAAUGGGGAAUGUUUUUUGGUAUAUAUUUCAAUGACAUUUUCAUUACAUUUGACAAUGAAAUUCCUCAUACUUUUUUAGCUCUUAUUUUCUUGACAUUGAGCUUUUGACCUUUGACACUCAUAAAGGUCUUUUUUUUUUGGCAUUAACAUUUUUUUGUGUUUUAUUUUGAUUGGGACAUACUUGGAUUUUUUUUUUGCACCUGUACAUAGAAAAACUAGUUCUAUCAAUCUUGCAUCCUCAGUUUCCUUAUUUAGUUUUGAUGUUGCUGUAUGUAUAGUGAUAUAAACUUCGUUAAUUAUUUGUAGACUUCCAGCAAAAGGGAAAGAAUUUGUUAGAAUUAAAUUUGUUUCAAUUGAUGAAUUCAGUACAUUUCACUCCGGAAAAUACAGUGCAUAAGAUUAUUGGGUGUAACUCCUAUGUACAGACAUAGUUAAUUAAAUUGAAGUGGAGAACACAUAGAAAUGUAAAUAUUUUUGCAUGACUUUGUUUUAAACUGAAGAAAAAUAGGUAUUGAAGUGGUUUCCAAGGAAAUGUCUUGAAAUUAUAUGAACAAAGAAACAUUGUGUAUUUCGAGUAACUUACAGUCCAUUGUAGAUUUAAGAAGUAUAUGGCCUGUUUUAUUUGUGUGCAAUGUAAUUGAAAAUCCAAUUUCAUAAUAUUUCUGUGAUACCAUAGUUGUAAUACUCUGGACAAUUACAACUUCAGCUUUGUUCAUGUAGGUAGUGUCAACCAAACCGUUUCGAUGCUUGACAGAUAAUUUGAUGUUUAAUUCAUGCCACUUUUGCUGUAUGGUUUUUAAGUUUUGUUGCAAUGUUAUAUUUUUAAAGAAAGUUGAACAAUGCAAGGUAAAGCUUUUUUGCAGUAAAGCGUGCCGGAAAUGAC